Molecule: messenger RNA, 1147 nt
Organism: Cryptotermes secundus
Lineage: Eukaryota; Metazoa; Arthropoda; Insecta; Blattodea; Kalotermitidae
Product: sarcotoxin-2A
Exons: 3
Coding region: 203-847 (214 amino acids)
Biological process (GO): defense response to bacterium
Cellular component (GO): extracellular region
Source: RefSeq, a predicted model, not a curated record
GUGAAGUACCGCGCACUGCGCAAGCCUAUAGCGUGCUGGAAAUUCCUCUAAAUCUCACACGGUAUAUAAGAUUCUCAUCUGUUCUCGAUUUCGUACAGAUCCAUCUGCAGGUUCAGCACCAAAGAACAUCACAUCUCGUUCAGCUGCUCCUCUAAAACAACUGGUGAUUUGUCUUGAGUGACGAGGAGUUCUUUUCGUCAAAAUGAAACUGAUGCUGACUGUUGCAAUUCUCGUGGCCGCAAUAGGGUUCGCUUCAACACUACAGACAUAUGUCCCUUAUGCACUCAUACGUAGCGAACUGCAACCGGAGAAUUAUGACCUUGUGCUGGUGCCAAUACAAGAGGGAUCCCUGCGCGUAGCCCAAGGUGAUGUUUCGUCACCAAAGGAACAAGACAGUGAUCCUGACGGUCAGGAAAUCUUCACGGGAGAGCCCAAGUCCCGGGUCCGAAGGCAGGCUACAGUAGACGUUACUCGUAACACGCGAACUGGGAGCACAAGUGUCUCGGCACAAGGGCAAGGCAACUUGUGGGCAAGAGGGCCUCACAGAGUAGAUGGAAAUGCCCACUACUCGCGAGUUUACGGGGGCCGACAAGGAACAAUGCACCCCAGUUACGGUGGCGGGCUCACGUACUCUAAUUCGAAUGGAGCCAGCGCCGGGGUCGAUAUAAGUCGACAGCGGCCUUUUGGGACCCAAGUUUCUGCCCAAGCUCAAGGAGUCCUCUGGAGAAGUAACAACGGCCGAACAUCUGUUGACGCCAAUGCCAGGUGGUCAAGAAAUUUUGGUGGAGCUUAUGGCACAUCUCGGCCAAGUUACGGCGGUAUGGUUACCUUCAGACACAGAUUUUAGGAAGCACAGAAAACACCUGUUCGUCUUCUCCUCGUGUUCCGAUAAUCUAGUCCAUUGUCUCACUCAAAUCGGGUUCCGCGAAGCGAAUAUAAGAGUCUGCAAGAAAAUUCCUUUAUGAUACGAAUAACACUUUCCAGCAUCAAGCCAAAUAAAAUGGGAAUCUGUGAAGAAAAAAUAAAACCCACUCUUCGCACUGAAAAUUGUUAAUAGGUAGCAUAGUAGUUUUAAGCUUAAUUUUUAGUAUGUGUGAAAUAUGAUUUUUUUUCUAAAUAUGUGCAAUUAAAUAAUAUAUUUAUCUUA